Messenger RNA from Myodes glareolus (Bank vole), 4795 nucleotides. RefSeq names its product kelch like family member 32 (gene Klhl32). Gene Ontology annotation, molecular function: protein binding. The record is from RefSeq and is a predicted model, not a curated record. Lineage: Eukaryota; Metazoa; Chordata; Mammalia; Rodentia; Cricetidae.
CCGGCUGCACGCGCCACCUGCGGGGCUGGCUGGCUUCCUCUUUCUGCCGGGGGGAACACAGUUUCCCCGCGGGAGUUCGGGAGCGCGCGGGCUGGCGCGCACACAGACUGGCAUCCACACACGCCAGAGCGCGCGAUCAUCCCUGCUGCAGCCCCGGCCGGGCAGACGGAGCUGCGGCAGUUUCCCUGAGACCAGAGUCAAGGGGGAAAGCAGAACCAUUGUGCCUCCGAGAGAGACAGGUGUCAGCCUGCCCACUUGGGUAUCAAGCCCAGCAGACUGCUCCCCCCUCAUCGGUUGGAAUGCUCGCUGAUUCACCGGAACACUUGUAAGCCUGACUGCGAGGAACCAGCUGGAGAAUGCCGUCGGAACGCUGCCUCAGCAUUCAAGAGAUGCUGACGGGCCAGAGGCUGUGCCACUCAGAAUCUCACAAUGACACCGUCCUCGCAGCACUGAAUCAGCAAAGAAGUGAUGGCAUUCUCUGUGACGUGACCCUGAUAGCCGAGGAACAGAAAUUCCACGCUCACAAGGCAGUCCUCGCGGCCUGCAGCGACUACUUCCGGGCCAUGUUCAGUCUUUGUAUGGUGGAGAGUGAAGCCGAUGAAGUAAACUUACGAGGCGUGACCAGCCUGGGCUUAAAGCAGGCUCUGGAGUUUGCCUACACAGGACAGAUUUUGUUGGAGCCAGGCGUGAUCCAGGAUGUGUUGGCAGCUGGGAGUCACCUACAGCUGUUGGAGCUUCUCAACUUGUGUUCCCACUAUCUCAUCCAGGAACUAAAUAGCUUUAAUUACUUGGAUCUGUACAGACUUGCUGACCUCUUUCACCUCACUUUGCUGGAGAAGGCUGUGAUUGAUUUCCUAGUGAAGCACCUCUCGGAGCUCCUGAAGAGUCGACCGGAGGACGUUCUCACACUGCCCUACUGUCUGCUUCAGGAAGUGCUCAAGAGUGACCGCUUGACCUCCCUGAGCGAAGAGCAGAUCUGGCAGCUAGCCGUGAGGUGGCUGGAACACAACUGUCAUUACCAGCAUUUGGACGAGCUCCUGCAGUACAUCCGCUUUGGACUAAUGGAUGUGGAUACCCUCCACACGGUUGCCCUAUCCCACCCCCUGGUCCAGGCAAGUGAGACGGCAACUGCCCUCGUCAAUGAGGCCCUGGAAUACCACCAGAGCAUCUAUGCCCAGCCUGUGUGGCAGACCCGCAGGACCAAACCGCGGUUCCAGUCAGACACUCUCUAUAUCAUUGGUGGGAAAAAGCGUGAGGUCUGUAAAGUCAAGGAGCUUCGGUACUUCAAUCCCGUGGAUCAGGAGAACGCUCUCAUAGCCGCCAUUGCCAACUGGAGUGAGCUGGCUCCUAUGCCAGUGGGAAGGAGCCAUCACUGUGUGGCGGUCAUGGGGGACUUCCUGUUUGUAGCAGGAGGGGAAGUGGAGCAUGCCAGUGGCCGGACCUGUGCUGUGAGGACUGCCUGCCGCUAUGACCCUCGCAGUAAUUCCUGGGCAGAGAUAGCACCCAUGAAAAACUGCCGGGAGCAUUUUGUGCUGGGUGCCAUGGAUGAAUACCUCUAUGCGGUAGGGGGCAGAAAUGAACUGCGCCAGGUUCUGCCUACAGUGGAAAGAUACUGCCCCAAGAAGAACAAAUGGACUUUUGUGCAGUCCUUUGACCGAUCCCUUUCGUGUCACGCUGGAUAUGUGGCUGAUGGUCUUCUUUGGAUAUCAGGUGGAGUAACUAACACGGCACAGUAUCAAAACAGACUGAUGGUGUAUGAACCCAACCAGAAUAAGUGGAUAAGCCGUAGCCCCAUGCUCCAGAGAAGGGUCUACCACUCCAUGGCCGCCGUCCAGAGGAAACUCUAUGUUCUUGGAGGCAAUGACCUAGACUACAAUAAUGACCGGAUUCUCGUGCGCCAUAUAGAUUCUUACAACAUUGACACUGACCAGUGGACACGCUGUAAUUUCAACUUGUUGACCGGCCAGAAUGAAUCUGGAGUCGCUGUCCAUAAUGGGAGAAUAUAUUUAGUUGGUGGAUAUUCAAUUUGGACAAAUGAGCCUCUGGCUUGUAUCCAGGUGCUGGAUGUAAGCAGAGAAGGCAAAGAAGAGGUGUUCUAUGGACCUACACUGCCCUUUGCUUCGAAUGGCAUAGCAGCAUGCUUCCUUCCAGCUCCGUAUUUCACGUGCCCUAACCUUCAGACCCUGCAGGUGCCUCAUCACAGAAUCGGCACUGUCUGAGAAGCCAGCACCGUUAGACAGCAUCAGGAGCCCGAAGGAGAGCUUAACAUCUGGAUACAGGCCACGAACAUCCUCAGUGCUCCAUGCUUCCCUGUCAUGUUUUACAGGUCUAAAAUUGUCUAAAUACUAGCAAAAAAGAAAAAAAAAAAGAGCAAUUUUCUAAAACAUAUUGUGAGAAUUCUGUCACUUCUUUUCCAUGUAUGUUAAUACACAUAUGUAUAAUUUUUGUUGUGGUGCACCUUAAUGCUGUCCUGUGGGCACAUUACUGUUUCAUGGAUCUUUAAGACAUUUCUCUUACCCUGUUCUUAUCAGCGCCAUCCAGGAUCACGUGACACUGUUAGUAAGGCACCUUUCACAGUGGCAUUGGUUGUCUCCUAAUCUUCCGUACUUCUGCCCUUCACUGCUUAAACACCAGAGCGUCAUUUUUCAAAGCGUCACAUUCAGCAGCUCUGCUCAGGAGAGGUUAGCAGGGCGGUGUCGUAAGUGCUAAGUGCCAUGUGUUACUGAAGGUGAUGAGAGCAGCCGACUUGGAAAAGGUAGAUUUCCAGCCCUGCUUACUCUGCCCUUGGGUGGGAACUUUACAGCCUCAAAAGAUGGUAACUGCUCAUCUCCACGUUAACUGAAAAGAAUGCUGUGAGAAUUAGGCAAAUGCUCAGAACGUUGCCUAAGAAGAAAAGCUACUCAAAUUCUAAGGUGUUUUACUGUAUUUCAGAACCUUGUUAACUGAACCACAUCCUGUGGGAUAAAUGAGUCUAAGAAUAUCAGGAAGACACUGUACCUAUCAUAACUAGGAAUACCAAAGAUCCCUAAGCUUGUACAAAUUCUUGCCUGAAAGAAUUCUCUUAAAUGCUCAUUUAAAAAAAAAAUUAGCUGUACUAUCCAUGGUACCACAGAAGGCUGUGACGUAAGUCUGAACUGAGAGUGGGCAGUUCUACUGGACAUUUUACAAGUUACUAAAGGUUAUGUCAAUCCUGAGUGCUUCUGGGAUUCCCCACCACUGCCAAUACAUUUUUUAUUACUACCACUUUUAAUGAUGCACAGUUCAUUUUUAGUUUAGAUUUCUGAGUUCGCUUUAUCUACAGCCAAAAUAAAUCAUCUUAAUAAUAACAUCUUAACAUAAACUCAACACGUUUGUCUUCCUAAUCUCGCCAAGACUUGAGGUCAUUUUUAUGAAACGGCUGCUUUCCCGCUGCCGCUUGGUCAUUUCAGCAGUGCCUAUGUCUCAGAAACUAUUAACUGUGGAACCACUUCUUUUUUUUAAUCAUCAUAAGCAAAUGAAAAAAUAACCCUUUUCUGUUUGUUUAGGGUGGCUUCGAUAGGCUACCUAACUAUGCUGGCCCCCAACUCAUGAUCCUCCCAGAUAAAACAAUCUGUUUAUCUUAGCAAUCUCACUAACGUUAAGCACUGUAUAAGGAUACCCUAACGCAUGGUUCUGAGAGUAAAAAUGAUCUAGUUACUGGGUACAGGACAUGAAGAGAUGAGAAGGGCGAGGAGGAAAGGUAACAACUGGAAUCAGACAGAGCAGCGACUGCUGGUGCGGACAGGCGCUGCAAGCACUUAAAAAGCUGCCUCCGAGCCUUCAGAAAUGAACUUGACAUUCUGUCAGUCUCGAAAGUGUAUUCCUGCCCUGCUGAAUUCUUACCAUACAGGCAUAGAUAACAAGUGUUUCAGACUUACUGACGUCUCUAAAACCAUUAGAUACAUAAUGCUAUAGUAAACAAACAAGCAAACAAACAAAUAAAUGAACAAAUCGUUAUAGUCCCAGGUCUUAUACCCUGAAUGAAAGGAAAUGGUUUCAAAAUAAGCUUGCCCAAAUGACAACCUUAGACGUUCUGAAUUCAUUUCUAAGCAUUCAUCUAAGCCCGCAUAAACUACCAGUUAGUUUCUCCUUGUGUUCAUGGCAGACUUCUUGCCGAGUAUGGACAUAUUCUUCACAUCUCCAAUCAAAGAAGAGCAUCAAAACUCUCACACGCCUUUACUACAAAAAAAGAAGAUCCAUAUCACACAGUUCCCUUCCCCCAAAUCGUCUGCAAUGGGGAAACCAAUCUAUGGAAUUAUAGUUGAUGUAUAUUAUAUGCAAAUCCCAUUUGGAAUACUGUUAUAUACCUAUCUACUAUUCAAGUAUAGUAUCCAUUAGUAAUUUGUCUUUUUUUCAAUCCUCAGAAUUAAAGAUUGGAUUUUACUUUUCCUAAAAGACCAAAAGACUUUGAAGCACCUAAAUAUCACUUGAGGAUUCUACUUUAAAACACAAACUGAGUUUCUACAAUAAUUCUGUUGUGAAAGGCAAAGCUGGCAAAGACAUGACUCUCCAUCUACAAUGGAAGAUGCAAUAAAGCCCCUAAUCUUUAAAAGUAAGAUGCCAACUACAUCACGAUUAUGGCACCUUUUGUACCUUCUGGUUUUCUUCACAACUAAGUACAUGCAUAGCAUCCCCUUCACCUACCGCAGAAGUGGAAACCUUCAAUUGUUUUCCCACGAAUUAUAAAUGCAAUGGGAACAAAAGAUACUGUUUCUCUAAGUAACAUGGCUCAUCUUUUAUUUUCGCUGGAUAAUCAGCGACACACUGCAGGUAAAAU